CCGUUAUCUCCUCCAGUGUUCUGAACGCGAACGAUCAAGACAGUAGGAACUUGUGGCGAAGGAAUUGAUAAUUGCAUUCAUCCACACACCGGAAAAUCAUGGACUAUGUAUAUCAGCACUGAAUUGCUUUGAUAGUACUUCCAGUUUCACACUCUGAAACAUUUUUAAGCACUUUUACCAAAGUAUCACAAAAAAUGGAGAAACCUAUCACAACUCUUUGUUUAUGGAUAGGUUUCUGCCUAGUUGCAGAUGCACUUAGAAACUAUCCCAUUCCCAGGUUGCAUUAUAUAAGUGCAACGGGGCCUUCAAUGCAACUUCUACCAAGGAACACCUUCAUACAAAACAUACAGUCAUUACUUGAAUCUCCAAGUAGUGUCCUUUCACAGAAAGCAGAAAAUCUGAAGCAGCGUCAAACGCGGGAACUGAUGACUCAUCGUAUGAGAAAUUAUCAGCAGUCUCGAAUACCGAUGCUGACGUCUCCGCAACUUCAAAGGCACAUACCACUAAGAUCCUUGAUGAACACCAAAAUGGCUGCACAAGGUUCUAGUCCAGGGUUAAUGAGAAACCAACAAUACCGUCCUGCUUUUUCAGUACUGGGUACUUCAAUUAUAAAUCCAGCUUUACAUGAAAUCGACAAAGCUGCGAUUGAAAACCAUCCAAUCUAUCAGCAACAUCAUCCAAGGCCGACAACAAUGCUUCGAGGUCCACUUCGCCUACCAGGAAAAGUAAUGACUCUUAGACCACAAGCUUCCCUUAGUCAAGUACCUACAGCUAGUGAAACGCAGAUCAAUCCAAACGUUCCAAGGAUUCCGUUGCAGGCUGAUUUCGCAUUGAGGCAAAAUUAUAUGAAACCUCAAGUUUUGAAUUCAAAGGUACAGAACUCUUUUAAUGUUCCGAGAACGUCUGCUACUCAUCCUGUGAAGCAGUUUGGAGUCCCCCAGCAGCGUCCCAACAUUAUGGAACUUAUUGAGUCAGCUUCACAUAACAAGUUUCAACCAACAGCGUUGAACCGUCCUGGGCAAAAAAAUAGAGUCGUUGAAGUUUAUCAUCAUAUACCAGUAGCGGCAAGUGCAAACACAGAUCUGCGCGAGAGAUCGCCUGCUGUUGUUUAUAUAUCUAAACCUCAACUUCAAGGGUUAAGUGGAUUAAAGACAAUGCAUCCGGAAAUAUACUUAAAUCCAUCAUCAAGAUUGUCGCAAUCAGCCCUCAAAUUACCAGCAGAACUAAGUUUGGGGCCUCUUAUGCAACCCUAUGCCAUUCCAGAAAACAAACGGCCUGAGAUCUUCAUGAAUAAUUUCAAGCCUUUAUUAACGAGACCAAGUCAAUACUCAAAGGAACAAGCUUCUGUUUCACCAUUCGCGCCUUCAGCUAAAAUGGCACCGUCUUAUGUAUCAAACGCAGAUUCUGAACCAGUUCGAAACAGUGAUGUUUAUAAAAGUAAUGGCUUUCGAAAUACCCUACAAUUUAAUGAGAACAGACCACUGGGUAACAAAGCUGACGAUGUAGGAGCUCAAAGGUAUUCAUUGGGUGACAAUAACUCGCAUUCCAAAAAUCCACAAUCUGAAAUUGACUUGAAUGUAGAUUCUAAUGAUAGCAAUCUUUCCCAGAAGCAAGAAAAUUUUAACCAAGAUCAUUUGGAAAGCUCUGAUUCAAACUUCCAUAGUAAAAUUUCCCUGGAGGAUUCGAAUGACGACAUACCAUUUGUAACAACUACGGAAUCAUCUCCAAAAGGGAACAUCACACCCGCGAAAACAUAUCUGCAACACUAUAACAAAAAUAUCCAUGACGAGGAAGAAACCUACGACGAAGAUUUAGAGCAAAUAAGAGAAUUUUUAUCCCGAACGCUACCGAAGCAAGAAGUACAGCCAAUUCCACCUAGAAGUGUAUUUAAUAAGGAAAGGACCAAUAACUAUCAUGAAUCUAUUCCUCCAGUAUCUUUGAGCGACGAGUUUUCCAAAAAAUCAGAAUUAACUUUUAAUAGCUUGCGAAAAACAACAAAAAUGCCAAACAGCUUUGGCGGAGCUCCUCAAAUCAAUAAAACG
Uloborus diversus is the source of this 2042-nucleotide messenger RNA. RefSeq lists its product as uncharacterized. Lineage: Eukaryota; Metazoa; Arthropoda; Arachnida; Araneae; Uloboridae. The annotation marks the transcript as partial. The transcript has 2 exons. The record is from RefSeq and is a predicted model, not a curated record.